AUGGCAAGCGAGGUGCCAGACUUUCGGACUUUGCAGUCAUGGGAGGACGCCUUCCAAUACCCAAUACCGACGGUGCGGAAACUCGAACAGCAGCUCCGCACCACAGCCGAUGACAACCGCGAGAAGCUGCGAUCGCUUGUGGGGGCAAGCUAUCGGAGCCUUCUCGACACCGCCGAAACGAUUAUCCAUAUGGAGACCCAAAGUGAACAAGUUGAAUCUAAGCUUGGUCGUGUCGGCCAGAACUGCAAUACAAGAGUCUUGGACAAGAUCUCCGGAAAUGCACUGAAGAUGGACACAUAUGGCAGAGGCAGUGAUGUCGAGCGAUAUACGUUUGCAUCCCAGCUCUCGGUCCUCCGAAAUGCGCCAAUUGUCAAGACACGGCUCAUGCGUAAGGAUGACCAGCACCUCCUCAUCGCAAAAGUCCUUGUGAUAUCUCGCCUUAUACACAAAGCCCUCAGUCAGUCGGAGGCCAAGCCACCGAUUGUGGAUCAGCUAUGGGACAAGCUACUUUCGGCGCGCAGAAAGCUAUUACGACGUAUCGACAGACGGCUCGCGAGUGUAACCGGGGAGACUACAAGUUUGGUGGAGAGUAUGUGCGCGUAUGCAUUGGCCACGAGCUCAACGCCCUCGGACGUCUUGAAGCAUUUCCACAGGGUCCGUAAGGACAAGAUGGUGACCGACUUGAAGAAGGGAGGUGACGAGCUUGCUAAGCGGGGCAUCAAUGCUCUGCGCCUCUGCAUACAGACUUGCCUGGACACCCAGACCAUCUUUCCAAGACGAUUAGCUGAAGCUCUUGCAAAACUGAAAGCGCAUCCUUUGAUUCAAGACCCAGAAGUGCGCGAACUGUACGAGCUGAAUCUGGAUGUUCACGAUCGGUGGAUUGGCGACGAAGUGCGAAACUACACACCUUGGCCACGCCACGACGAACUUCAGAGACCAGAAGCAGAGAGGCUGUUGCAUCGCUGGUCCAAAGAUACAAUCGCAGCUUUCCUGAAGGAGGUCAAGGUUGCCCUUCAAGACGAGAAUCGGUUAGCAGAGGUUGCGAGCCUGCGACAGGAACUGAUCGAAACUUGGAUGUUGUCCGGUUCACGUAUGGCAGGAGUCAAGUUUGCACAUGUACUAGACGACCUGCGAGACACCAUGAACGAGAAACUGGAGGCUAUCGUGCGAGCACGUACAGACUCGCUACAGGGCGUAGUAAAAGAGCUCACUGGUGGCCUGGAAACUCUGGCAAUCAAUAAUGAUUCGUCUGGCCUAUCGCUUUGGGCCAACACAAAAGACGGUCAAGAUUUGAGCAAUGGGGCGCAUGCGUUCAAGUCAACCAUACUCAAUACGCACCAGGGACGAGACCAAUCUGUCCUCGACGUGACCGCUGCUUUCGACGAGUGGAUGGAUUCUGUGCUCGAAGUAAAGGGCAUAGUAAAGAGUAUGAAAGAAGCGCGCUGGGACGAUACUUUCGCAGACGAUAUCGAAGAAGAAUGUGAUGAUGACGAUUUGGGUGAUUCUAAGCAGACGUUACUCAGCGCGGACGACCCACGGUUGUUGGAAGAUGUCACCCAAGAGGCCGUUGGCCGUUCGUUACAGAACCUGGGCAAGAGCUUAGCCCAGAUUGCACAAAGCGUAACUGACGAAAAGGCUGACGAAUCUGUGCCGAAGGCUAUAUUCGUCUUGCGCAUCGUUCGUGACUUUGGCGAUCGGAUACCGCGACUACGCCUACAGGAGAAGUCUUCGACUUUCCCUACGCCAUUCACAUCAGAGGUCUUGAAGCCACUUCAUGACAUCCUUGCUGUAUAUGUCGCUCAGUCGACAGUGCCAGCUUACGAGGCCUCUCUUGACUCGACGAUAAAAGACGGUACCCAAACACACAUACUGUGGGAGGGACAUCCGCCUAUACCGAGCCAGCCGUCACCCAGCGCCUUCAGAUUCUUGCGAGAAACCAACCGUACCAUGGCGCGCCUGGGAAACGAUCUCUGGGCUUCUACUGGUGUCGCCGCGGUCAAGAGCAAGAUAUCAUUCGAAGUUACACGGGUGCUGAAGAAGCAUGCUAAGGCCAUCACAACCGCCAACCCUCAGAAGGAAGUCACGGCUGAAGAGCAAGCCGAUACAAAAGACGCUGACAGCGAGGAAAGGAACGAUAAACCCAUUGCUGCUGACGUAAUAUCUGUUCAGGAAACUGAGCUCCUUGACCAAAGGCUCAAGCAAUUAACUUUCGAUGCGCUCUACAUGCAGCGAUUCUUUGGUGACGAGCCCAAGGCACUGCUAGCUAUGGACGACCUGAUUGAGAGGAUCGAUCUCACAGAUCCGGACAUCCAAAGGCUGAGGAAGAACGCAGUGGAGUAUGCCAAGAAGACAUAUCUGCUAUUUGCUUUACUCGCAUGA
Messenger RNA from Boeremia exigua, 2379 nucleotides. RefSeq lists its product as uncharacterized. Gene Ontology annotation, cellular component: COG complex; Golgi apparatus. Bases 1 to 2379 code for a protein of 792 amino acids. Gene Ontology annotation, biological process: intra-Golgi vesicle-mediated transport. Lineage: Eukaryota; Fungi; Ascomycota; Dothideomycetes; Pleosporales; Didymellaceae. The record is from RefSeq and is a predicted model, not a curated record. The transcript has 3 exons.